Gymnodraco acuticeps is the source of this 1340-nucleotide messenger RNA. RefSeq lists its product as uncharacterized. Lineage: Eukaryota; Metazoa; Chordata; Actinopteri; Perciformes; Bathydraconidae. The coding region runs from base 6 to 1340 and encodes 444 amino acids. The record is from RefSeq and is a predicted model, not a curated record. The transcript has 3 exons.
UGCUGAUGCUGGUAAAUGUGAAUCUGAGCCAGUCGUGUUUCGGAGUUGAAAACGUUUUAUUAUGCCAGGAGAUGCCAACAGAUACUUGCGUGACACCCCGACCAACAACAGCUACACACAUGGUCUGCACACUCUUUGGUGUGAUAGCGGUCCUGGUGCUGCUCCUGUUGGCGCUGUGUUUCCUGAUAGUUCUGCACAGGAGGAAACGCAGCAACAAAAGCGUGAUGCCCAUCAGUCCAGAAGAAAACAGGGACGAGUUAAGAGAAGACAGCAGAUCUCAGUCUCCGGGACACUCUGAGAAAACAGAAAUCAGCCGGUGGGACUCAGAGACGGGAUGGAGGAGAUCCUUCACUGGAGUCAGAGCUAAGUCGGCAAAUGCUAUUCUCUUUGUGUCUCCUUUCUGUACUCCUGGGAAAGACCAAGUGACUUUACAAGUGAAGCCGAAACAGGGAGAGCACACCGGAGGAGACGGAGAGAGUGAGACAGAAGAUCCCACAAAUGAAACCAAUGUAAUAACAGAUGCUAAACAAGCCAAUGCUGUUGUGAAUCGAGAUGAAACCCUGCACUGUGUGUCUAUACAUACUAGCACUGUACCUUAUCUGAGCAUUGGUACAGUCCAGAAUAAACCAACUUCUGAGGACUUUAACAAACAGGACACUGAUGCAGGUCAAAGGUCACAGAGAGUGAUAGGGAGGAUCUCCACCUGGCCUCCAACUGCAAGUCAGUGGCAGGCAAGGUGUAAAAUGAAGGAGGAGGGGUCUGAAGAGUUCACUGACUGGACACUGAAGUGUUCAGGUGAGGUGGUGAAAGGGUUAAAGAAAGAGCAGCAUCCCUUUGCUUCUGAUCAGGAUGAGCAGGAAGGGGAAACUGAGAACAAUCAAGAUGAUCCCUUAGAAAUGAACGUGGCUCACAUGACAUCUCAGGCCUUAAAACAAAACGAUGAGACCCUCUCUCUCAGUGAAGACCUUUCCCACGCUGACAGGCUAGAAGAGCAGCUAAAGCAGCAGGAGGAGGGGAUCCAGGAUGUUGCAAACCUGACUCAAAACCUGACUCAGGCUCCAAACCAAGAUCAGAAAUCUGCAGGAAAUGCUGAAAGCAAGAGCAGCAAGACGAGGAGUGAAGCGAGCAGGCAGAGGGUGAUGAAGGCUCCCUCCGGUGGAGCCUCGCCCGAUGAUGAGACCCUGCUGUCGGGCAACCAGUACGCCUUCAUGGACCUCCUGCACCAGGUGUCCCAGAACCACGGCCGCACCACCAGAGACCGGUGGAGGCAGAUCCACGUCACCAAGCAGCGGCAGAGGGGCCGAGGGGCGGAGGAUGAACACGUACCUGACAUCAAAUAG